Aspergillus nidulans FGSC A4 is the source of this 1545-nucleotide messenger RNA. RefSeq lists its product as uncharacterized. The record is from RefSeq and is a predicted model, not a curated record. NCBI's taxonomy places the organism in Eukaryota, Fungi, Ascomycota, Eurotiomycetes, Eurotiales, Aspergillaceae. The transcript has 2 exons. The coding region runs from base 1 to 1545 and encodes 514 amino acids.
AUGCAACACCACUCUGCCAUGGACUACCAAGAAGUUUGCAAGCUCACAGCCUUGGAGCGUAUUGGGCCUAAGGGCUGGCUCCGUUAUGUCUUUCCUUUCCAGCUACAAGACAACUAUGACCUUAAUGAAGUUGCCCGAGUAGUCCAGGCUGGGUACGACGCCCUCGUCAAACGGAUUCCUGUGGUCGGCUGUGAAGCAGUUCCUGACCCGGAGUCACGGCAGGCAGGUGUGCUGAAGUUUCAGAGACAAGAGGAUCAAGACUCGGCAGGCAUCGUCGUCAAAGACCUCCGCAAUUCCUUUCCAUCCAGUUACGCCGAGCUGAAAGCAAAGGCAUUCCCAUUGGCUGCCUUCGACGCUGAAACCCUCUGUCGCCGGUCAGUGUGGCCUGUAGCAGGAGAGCGGUUACCCAUAUCCCUCGUACAAGCCAACUUCAUCCAAGGGGGACUGCUUCUGACCUGGUGCAUUUUCCACAUGGCGGGCGACGGCAAGUCCUUCUAUCUUUGGACAAAAAUCUGGGCAGAGGAGUGUCGGAAGGCGCAGGGCCUCGACAUCAUAGAGCCAUUUCAUCUUUCCGACGCUGUCUGGAAAGAUCGGGAGCGGGUCACGCAGCCAUCAGGCAAGAAUCCAGGAAAGCCUGAAGAUCAUCCAGAAUAUACUCUCCUCCCAUUCACUCCCCCGGGUGCGCCACCAAAGAUGACCUCUCCGAGCCACCGGGGUCAAGUCUUUUACUUCUCAAAGGAAUCAUUGGCGGCUUUGAAAGCAGAGGCUUCUCCGGCCAAUGCCACCCAGCCGUCUGAUCAGCCGUGGGUCUCAACCAAUGAUGCACUGUCAGCUUUAGUGUGGCGCACAGUCAUGGCAGUGCAGUCACCACUGGAAACUCUAGAAGGAGACCCCGUGUCCAUCUUCAAUAUCGCGAUUGACGGGAGAGCACGCACGAGCCCAAAGGUCCAUCCAGACACUUUAGGCUGCUUCCUGGAGUAUGUUUCUGUCUCGGCGCCAAUCCGUAAGAUGCUAAGCGAGCUGAACAUUGCCGACCUGGCUGUUCUCAUUCGAAAAAGCCUGCUCCGAGCUGAUGAAAACUUCACGGACGAUGUGGUGACACUUGUUGACAAGCUCGAGGACGUCGACCGCCUAGUUCCAACUGCAUUCCUGGAUGUGCCGGGCUUCAACUGCGUGCAGACCUCGUGGACUGGGUUUGAGCUUUACGGGUUGGACUGGGGAUCUUUGUUGGGCCAUACGAUUCAGGCCGUGAGGUCGCCGCAUGUGGGUGUCAUCAACGGUGGGCAGGUGGUGCUUCCGGUGUUACCAGAUGGGGGGAUGGAGGUUAUUGUUGGUGUUGAGGAGAGUUGUCUCGACAGACUGUUGAAGGACCCUUUGCUUACGCGAUUCGGUAUUGCGAGCUGCCAGCCUAGCUGGGGAAUUCGAUGUUAUCUGACUGCGAAUUGUGCCAGGAAUCAUGUCAAGUCUGAUGAAGGGGUCCCUGCUAGAGCAUCUAGCGACCGGUUGACAUUUGUGGCGGCGCACAAACUGGCGGCGGCUAAGUAA